Molecule: messenger RNA, 3838 nt
Organism: Hylaeus anthracinus
Lineage: Eukaryota; Metazoa; Arthropoda; Insecta; Hymenoptera; Colletidae
Exons: 18
Coding region: 260-3838 (1192 amino acids)
Biological process (GO): sensory perception of taste
Cellular component (GO): neuronal cell body; membrane; axon
Source: RefSeq, a predicted model, not a curated record
UCCAUCUGCUCGAGUGUCCUUAAUAUUAUCAGUGCCGUCAAGCUUCACGGUGGCUCGAUUAAUAAAAUAAUAAAAUAUUCGUUAAAUAAAAGAAAGGCUAACUGCAGGUGUUAUCAAGUUGACAUUGGGCGACGUUCCUGCCAUAAUCGACCAUAUUCGCGUAGAUCAAUUAAAAUAGUUAAGCCCGUGGAACCUGGAGUAAUUAGGUAAAUUACCUUCUUCAUCGUGAAAAGGAAAAAAGUUGAAUACUGGUCAGUCAAUGAGGAAGAAGAGCUUCGAGGAGGCCACCGCGAUGGUCACUGCUGCGAAUUUCAUCGUGGCGCUACGAAAUCCCGUGCAUUCCACAAACAAAAAGAAAUUUCUAUUCACCUGGAUGUACGAUGUCUUAAUUCUAUUCGGUAUUACCAGCAGUAUGCUGUACUUGGAUUUCUGGAUCUUGCAGAAGAUGCCAAAGAAUCUGGAACGCGAAUCGUACAAAUUUAUGAUUUUCAUUUUCGCUGUGGGCCAUGUGUACACGAUAGUAUUGGGGUUGAACUACUCACAGGACAUCCUGGCGCUCAGGGAGAGGAUGGCCAAAAUGGACGAUAGUCUAGGAAAACUUGGAUCGACAGCUAAUUACAACGCUUUGUUUUAUCGUGGACUAAUCAUUGGGAUCAUGUAUGCUGUUUAUACGUACAUAACCUGCCGAAUAUAUUUGAAGUGGCUGUUGCAGGAGAAGAUGUCAAGACCACUUAUCUUUUUUGCUAGCGUCGACUACGUUAUAACAGAGCAUAUUUCCACAAUACUUAUAUAUGACUUUGUUACAUACGUAUAUUGGCUAGAAAUGAAGUUCAAGCAGACGAACGAUCUUAUGAAAACGUUCUUCGUGGGUGGCUGCCAAAGGAAGACAAAAGGACUCGAUGAAUACACGUUUGAACCUGAAAGAAAUAGCCGACAUCGGAGCUCGAGACGCGUAACUACGUACACGUCAGAGUUUUAUUUCAGAAGAACGCGCAUUUUUCCUAUAAGCGCUGAUUCAAAUACAAACGACGAACAACAGACAGCGAAGAAAUUGCAUUUGUUGCAGAAAAUGAGAUUUUUGCAUCUGCAGCUGUGCAACAUCGCCAAGAUGGUGAAUAGAGUAUUCGACAAGCAAUUGAUGAUGCAGACCACCGUUGUCUUGACGACCAUCACACUGCUUCUAUAUUUCGGUUACAAUCAAUUCAGUGUGUCUGCUGGCUUACUGGCGAAUUUGCAGUCAUUAUUAUUACAGGGAUUAGAAUUCUUGUGUCAUUCAGCGAAAAUUGUUUUCGCGAGCUACAGCUGCGAGCAAGCCGCAAAACAGGUCAGUACUUCUGAUUAUUUCUCUGCACUUUGUAAACAAGCAAUUCUAUACUGGUUUCAGGCAAACAAGAUAAAAGAAAUCAUCCAUGCGUUCUCUGAGCUGGUAUUUGAUCCUGAAAUGAAAGAUGAGAUCCUCCAAUUUUCUUUGCAGACAUCUCUCAGUCAAAUUGGAAAAUCAAAGUCCAGUUUCUUUCGACUGAAUUACGUUUUCUUGCGAACGUGCAUGAGCGUCGUGACGACGUACGUGAUCAUCAUGGUACAACUGGGUCCAGCUUUUGAUUCAGAGGAACCAGACAUCAUUGGAAAUAAAACCUUGCAUCCUCGAUCAUCGCCUUAUCUACAACAAGAAGAAUCACGCCAGCUAACGAUGACAAAGAGCUUCGAGGAUGCUACAGCUAUUAUAAACACGUUAAGUAUGUUCCUGGGGAUGAGAUAUUUCGAGGAUCCUGCAAACAAAACGAGAUUCCUAUUCACGUGGAUCUACGACAUCCUAAUUCUAAUCUUCAACGUUAUGUACACGCUACACUUCGCUGCGCGCCACACCAGCAUUCUAUCAAACAGCGAGGCACAAUUAUCGUACAUAAUCGUGAUACUCGUUUCCGUUUGGUGUUACGUGUGGAAGUUGUUAAGUUUAAUCAUCCCUCGACUACAUCGUCUUCUUUCGUUUUUAUUUCAGAAUGUACUUGCAGUCAGAGAGAAGAUCGCUAAAGUGGACGAAAGUUUGAGGAACCUGGGAUCGGCGACUGAUUAUCGUCAUUUAUUUCAAUGUGUGAUUACGGCUCUGUCGUUUGCUUUGUUGUGCGCUAGCCUAUACCUUGUAUUACUUUUCAAGUGGUUGUUGUUACAGAAGAUAGAACUUUUUAGUUAUUUCAUCUCCGUUUGUAUCGUUUACCAAGGGAACGUCAGUGCCAUCAUCAUUUAUGACUUCGUAACGUAUGUCUAUUGGCUGGAGAUGAAGUACAAACAGACGAAUGAACUCGUGAAAGCAUUCUUCGUGGAUGGUCAUGAAAUUAAGACGGACGUACUGAAGGAGUACGCGAUUAAACCAACGAGAAACCAUCGUCGGCAGGCUCUUAACAACGUCAAGGUGUACAUGUCUGAAUAUUGUUUUCGGCGCACGCGAGUGUUCCCGCUAAAUGAGGAUCCUAGUUUGGAGCACGAAUCGCAGGCGGCGAGAAAAGUGCGUAUGCUGGGAACUAUUAGAUGCCUGCAUAGGGAGCUGAGUCUAAUCGUGAAAAUGGUGAACAAAAUAUUCAACACACAAUUGGCGUUACAGACCACCAUGACUAUGGUGUUCUACACCAUAACAUUGUACAAUACUUACAUUGGUAUCAUUUCCUCGCCUACGGAUGUGCCGAAAACUGCAGUAAAAGCCGUUGUGAAUUUUAUAGAGUUGUUUAAUAAGGCUGGAAUCAUCGCUUUAGCGUGCUACAGUUGCGAAUAUACCAUGAAAGAGGCGAACAAAAUGAGAGAUAUCAUCUACGCGUUGUCUGUGGAGGGGUCAGACACCGAAUUGAAAGACGAGAUCCUCCAGUUUUCCUUACAAUUAUCGCUCACCCAUUUCGGAAGGUCGAACUUUUUUCAACUAAAUUACACCGCCCUACGAACGUCGGGAAGUUUCGUGAUAACCUACCUGUUUAUUUUGAUACAAUACAAACCAGCCUUCGAAUUGAGCGAAUCAGCCCUAGCACAGAACGAGACGAAUUCAGACUUCAGCUUUAUUUGGCUGGAGUUAAGGUUCAAAAAUACAAACGCUCUCCUGAAGUCUCUCCUCGUGGAUGGAAAUAACAUUAACACGGGAAGAUUGAAGAAGAUCGCGAUUAAGCCUCCGUCAAACCGCCAUCGUCGAUUUCCUAGCAAUUUCGAUAUAUACAUGGCUGAGUUUUGUUACAAACGAACGCAAGCUUUCCCUUCAGCUAGGGUUCCGAAUUUGGAGCAUGUGUCGCAGGCGAGUAGAGUGGAUUUCUUUCGACAAAUUAGGCUUGUGCACCUGCAACUGUGCAGCAUCGCGAAAAUGGUGAACAGACUGUUCGACAUGCAAUUAAUGAUGCUUUUCACUGUUAUUCUGAUAUACUUGACCAUGGUUCUGUACUUCGCAUACAAUGAAAUCGAUAUGCGGUCUUUUAACUUCGCGAAAACCUUCAAGAGGGUAUUUGUACAUUUUGUGGAGGUGGUGGGUAAUAUAUGGAAAAUAUCUUUGACGUGUUACAGGUGCGAAUGUACUGGGAGUGAAGCAAACAAGAUAAAAGAAAUCAUACACAUGUUCUCGAUGCAAGAAUUCGACGAGGAAAUGAAGGACGAGAUCCUCCAGUUUUCCAUGCAAGUGUCCCUCAGUCAGAUCGGGAAAUCGAAGUCCACUUUCUUCCGUUUGAACAACGUCUUCCUUCGAAGUUGCGUAAGCUUCGUGGUUACGUACACCAUCAUCAUAAUGCAAAUGAGUCCAUCGUUUAACUCGGGAGACUCGAUAUUGUUCGGGAACGAGACUGACUAUGAUCCUGACUCAACCUUUCUGUGA